Lymnaea stagnalis (great pond snail) is the source of this 11759-nucleotide messenger RNA. The record is from the annotation of a GenBank genome assembly. Lineage: Eukaryota; Metazoa; Mollusca; Gastropoda; Lymnaeidae.
GUUACUUGUAACAAAAUGGCAGACUCGACGGCGAUCGACUACCUCGAAAAUAGAAUUUCUAGCCUCGAAUCACUUGUCUUUGGAAGUUCCGAAAAAGAUGCCGAUUAUCCUAAGGUAUUAACGCAAAUAUUAUUUAAAUAAAACUAUUAUUGAAUCCAGAUUCCAUUCCACAAUGUAUCUCAGAUGAGAGAUGAUUUAAUAGUCCCAGAACUAAUCAUUUUUUAGUUUAGUCCUUUUCAUUUAAGUAAUACUGAUAUUAUUACUAUUACUGAAUUACUCAGAAAUUACUGAUCACUAAUCAUACUGCGAUUAAGAGUCAUUAAUUUAUGGAUUUUUAAAAUUUACUUAAUAAUAAUAAAUAACUUCAGUCCAGUCAGCUCAAGAGUCAUAUGACAAAAGACUUGAAAAGUAAACACAUUCACAUAGGAAUAAGAAAAUAACUCACUAAUUUAAUUUAUUAUUAAUAUUAUAUUUUCUUUAAUGUAAGCAUAUAAAUAAAAAAUAAAUGUGGAAUAGUCAAAAGUUAUUUGUUAGUCUAACAGAUCCCUUUCCAACAACAACAAAUUCAGAUUGAGGCAUUGAAGGGGAUAGGAACUUUAAGUGCAAAUAUCUGUGACUGUGUGUGUGAAUAACCUUAUUUAUUUGUCUUCACCAUAGUUGGCGCAAGCAUGUAUGGCUAGUACCGACAGUGGGCAAAGGAUUCUUUUCAAAAAUAAUUAUACAAUGAAUUAUAACUACAAAGCAUGUACUCUAUUAAUAUGCUACAUCCAAACAAUUGUAUUGGAUAAAAAAAAAACAUCUAGUCCUAGUGGCUACAUCACCAUUCUUAAGAUGAGAUGAAGUCUAGAUAAGUAAAUCUCAAAAUGGCCAACACAUGUCCCACUUUGGAGACGCAUGUCAAAAAUUGAGAAAAAUAUAAAAUACAAAAAGAAGGAUACAUAUUCAUGCGUAUCAAAAUGAUCAUACAUUGACAAUGAUUAACUAAGCUAUAUAUAUGGUGAUGCAAUAUAUUCAAUAUAAAUAUAAGGAAUGAAAUAGAAAUGUGUAACCAACUCAUUAGGUUUAGAAAUGGCCAGCUUCAGACUCACUAAGGAAUACGUAUGGUAACUUUGCGUUACAGUCUUAAAAGAAAAAUUUUUCUUGGGUAUUUAUAGUGGAUUUACUAUAAUUGGUCACUGGUCAAAUCCAUUUCAUGUUCUGAGACCAAUGAAGCUUAAAUUUAGAUGCGUAAUAAAAUUUCCACAGGCUAUCAGCAGCUCAGCCAUGGCAAUAAGGUGGGGGGAAUUCUACUGUGUAGUGCCAUUGGUGGCUCAAAAUGUUAUAGUGAAAGAUUCCUGUGAACAACGCUUUAUCACAUUGCAAUUUAAAAUAAAUUUUAACUUAUCUCACUAUAUAAUAUGCAUUAUCAGUAAAUUUAAUAAAUAUGAUAUGGAUGUUCUGUUUACCAAAUCUAGUAAGGCAAUGCAUCCCCCUCAAAAUAAUACUGGUUUGGGGCUUCUUGUUUUGAAUUUUCAUCUUUUGCACAUGACUAACUAAUUAAAGCUUCUCCUAACCAAUGAUUCAAAAGUUUUUGCACACUGUAAUCUCUUGUGAAUGAAACUAUGAGAUUAAUACUAUAGUAGUAAAGUACAUGCAAAUGGCUGAGAAUGGUUGCCACGACAUUGUUUUGCAGAUGGAUAAUUAUGAUAAUUUAUAAUAUGGGCUCUACUGGGUUUUUAAACCUGAAAUUAAAAUAUUAUUGUAUAAAUGCCUUCUAAGUUCAUUCUAAAACACAAGUAAUUCAAAUAUUUUGAUGCAAGUAUUAGUAAUAAUUGAAUAUUUCUUAAGUAUCUGCAUCUUCUGCCAUUAAAAAAAGGGGCGUGGUCACAUCCAAGCAAAGUUGGGCAGAGGGAUUUACAUAAUAUGCUGCUCAAACAUAUAAGAUUGAUUUUAAUAAGACACGAAAAAAUUGUGUCAAUAGAACAAUAUGUGUUAGCUUUAAUAAUAAUUAUACAUUAUACACAAUUAAACGUUUCGGCACAUGCCUUCAUCAGUACAAACAAACAAAACACAUUUAAAUAAGUAUAAAUUAAAUUUACAUAAUAUCAAUAUACAUAUCCUACCUAAAACAGAAAAAAUAUAGGAAGUGCCUAACUUUAGGUCUGUAAAAAAGUUUUAUUUAACCAACGUGUGCUAGUUUCACAGCAGUAUCGCCCAGUAAACGCCGACAAUCAGGUAUUGUGAUUUCGUUAUCAAAAUAUAUCUUAGAGCACACAUCAUAUUUUCUCAUGAGACCCUUUUUUCCUUGAAUGAAUUUGAGGUCUUAACAUUGAAAAUGACUAAAACCUAUUUUAAUUUGUAUCAACUUCCAAAGUUGAUUUGAACAAUACAUGUUGAUUUAUAAAACAUGAUUACUAUCUGAAAAUAAAUGACACACUAAUUUUUGUCAUUCAUAUGGGAUUAUACGUAAAUUACAUAAUAAAUUAAUAUAUAAAAUGGUAAAGUAAAAAGAAUAAUCAACAAUUUUACCUAAACAAAUCAAUUAAUAUUUUGGGGAAAUUUUAAAAAAAUAUAUUUUGAAGAAAAAAAAUUAUCUGAAUACCAAUAGGUGUUGAGUCGGCAUAUUAUAUACAUUUUUUUAAAAAAAAUAUUUUUAUCUAAUUUUAUAAUAAAGUUAUGGGUUAUAAAAAACAAAAGCGAAAUAUGGGUCCAAAAGUAUAGAGAAACACUCUAUAGUAAAAAAAAAAAAAAAAGUGGUUUGAGGUCAUUACUUAAAAAAUAAUUCAUAACUUUUAUUAAAAAAAAUAUUUUUAUCUAAUUUUAUAAUAAAGUUAUGGGUUAUAAAAAAAAAAAACGAAAUAUGGGUCCAAAAGUAUAGAGAAACACUCUAUAGUAAAAAAAAAAAAAAAGUGGUUUGAGGUCAUUACUUAAAAAAUAAUUCAUAACUUUUUAACCACUUGAGAUAGACAGUGUAUCUUGGUGUUUUUGUAAACCAUUCUCUAGGUUUUAUUGACAAGUUUCCUAAGGCCAGAUCUAGAACUACAAAGGUCGCAGCCAUCUUUUUGAAAAAUGGUCCCCAGCCUUCCUUUUUUGAUAUGAUAAGGGGUUUUCCAGUACCUUGUUUUUUUAUAUCAAUGUAGAUUUUUUUUAGUUUAGUCAGCGCUCAAUUUUUAUUAGUUAAAAGUAAAAGGCUCCAGACUAAAUUUAAAGAACUUAACAAUUGUAAUAUUAAUAUUAAACAUGCAUAUCGAUGAGUUUUGAAAUUUCCAAUUUUAAAAAUACGGAAACGGGGUAGCUGCUUCAUGACAUAUCGAGGAACUUGUAUCAAAAUAAUUAUAAAAUGGAACAAACUUUCAUUGGGUGCCUAAAAGAAUUUUUAUGUUUGAUAUGCGAUUAAUGAGCAAUUUUUUUUGUUAACAAAAUGGGCCUUAUGCUAUAAUAACUCUAUUAUAACAGGAAGUAAGCAAUCAUGUAUGCAUAAAAAGUCUAUUUGAAUUUUUAAUUCUAAAAAUACAGAAACAGGUGGAUAAGCUGUAGUAUUUUUAUAUUUUUAAAAAUUAUUUUGAAAUUUUCACCAAAGUGCCUACAAGGGAUUGCUAGGAAAGUCUCCUUUAGUCUCAUUCAACCUUCUACAUGCCUUGUUCUUUAUUUUCUUCUGUAGUAUUAGCCCAAUGAAUUAGAUAAAUUGGCUUAUACUAUACUAAGACUUGUACAUUGUGGGCUUAUUGUAACAAAGCUUGAGAAAAUAUAAAAUAUGUUAAGCAACUAUAAAAUGAACAAUUAAACAUUAAAUUUUAGUUAUGAUUCAUAAUAGAAAAAUUCAUAAGAGCCUCUAGCUAAUAGUUUCUAAACAUUCUUUGUGGAAUGAACUUUUUUGGUGGAGCAAGAGUGAUUUAAUUUAUACAGAGUCAAAAUGUGCAUUAAAAUGCACUUUUUUACAAUAAUAAAUUUCAUUCCUAAUAGUAAUGUUUUACAAUAUGUGUAACUGUCGCAGGUAAUCUGGUGAAAAUCAUUAAUUGUCCAAUAUUUUAAAUACUCUUUGUAGUAAAACCUAAUGUAUUUUAAAUUUUACUUUAAGUAUUUAUCUUAUUUUCUUUUGUUAUUCUACUCAUCAUCCAGGAGUUCUUUAAUAAUCUAAGAUAAACCAUACUAUUUGUUUAAAAGUAAUUAACAGUAUGAAUCAUGAUUUAAUUUAUACAGACUGAGUUAUUCAUUUUAACAUAUAUUGUUUCAUUGUGUGGUAUGUUUACAUCAGAUCUGCUGGAAGCAAUUACUUAUGACUUAUAUGAAUUACAGUUAUAAUUAUUAUUUUAUGAAUAAUUAGUAAAAAUAUUGGUAUGCCUACUUGAUUUGAUAAAACAUUUACAUCAAGUUCAUUAUUAUGUAUAUGUUUAAAUUUAUAUAUAUUUUUUUCAAUAAAUAAUUUCAACUUCACUAAAACUGAAUACAACUUCUUCUGCCUCUAUAAAUGUUUAAAUGUUUUGGUGAGUAAACAAUAAAAAUUAUUGUCAGUAUUAUUAUUUUUCAUUAACUUUUGAACUUUAAGCCAACUUUAUAUGAGCUUGCUUCAGAUCUUAAACUUAAACUUUGAUGAAGGCUUGUAUUCCGAUUUUGUUGGUAUUUUAAACAUAUUAACACAGGAUCAGACAGAGCUAUGUUUCUUAAUCUUUAGAAGUUAAAUUUAAUCAUAAUAACUUGAAGUUUUUAACUAAUUUAAAUAAUUUAAAGUAAUUUAAAUUUGCAAAAGUUAUAAAUUUCUUUUAAAUACCAAUAUCACAUAAGUGCUCAUGUGAAAGUUUUUUUUUUUAUAUAUAUAACUUUCUCAAAUCUAAAAAGAUGUCUGAAAAGUUAUUUUCAGUUAUUUUUUAAAAUAAUUUUUUAAAAUAUUAAAUGAAUUUUUGUAUUUGUUCUUGUUGUUAUCUAUAUUAUAAAAAUAUGUAAUUUUAAUUUAUAUGAAAAUCAGACAAAAUAGUGAUUAUCUACAUAAAGAAAUCAUCAAUAACAACGGUCCUAAAAUCUGCAGGGGAUUAGAAAUAUUCAAAGUAGAAAAUUUACAUAGAACUCUGACAGGUCCUUCAAAAAGUUUAGUAUUAUGCAUAUUGAAGAGGAAUCAUUCUUCUUUGAUUCUCAUUGCUGUGGUUCAGAAGAAAUCAAAUUUGCAAGUGACUUACAAUCAUCUAAAGUCCAACUGACAAAUACAUAUAUAAUGGCUCUUAGAGCUAAAAAUAAAAAUUAUAUUAACACUCACACUCCAUCAAGUGUAGCUUAAGACACAAAAACUAAUUUGUGACUCAAUUAAACUAAACAUUGAUAUUAAUAAUUAAUUCCUAAUUUAGAAAAGUACUAUAACAGAUAAAAGUUUUCUAAGUGUGUACUUUAAAUUUAGAAAUAUUUAUAAUGGUAUUGCAAAAUUAAAUAUAACAGCAUUUUUUAGGCCAUCUUUCUCUGUUGCAUUAAUGAAAUAUUAUAUGUAUUAUGUUAUAUUCUAAUUUCUUUUUUACCUCAAAUUAUGAUUCGUCUCUUUAUUGUAAAUGCAUUGUGAAGCCUAUGCAUGUUUUCAUACUAAAAAUUUAGGAAUACGCAGCGGGACUGAAAAUUAAUGUAUUUAAUCCACAUUUCCUUGAAUAUUAAUUGAACAAAAUACAUGUUUCAUAUUGGGUUUCUACAAUUUAACUUUUAAAAACAGUUUAAUGUGAAUUGAAAUAAAUAACUUUAGUGAGAAAAGGGCCUUCCCAAGUCAUGGAUCAAGAUAUGGAUAUAUAAAACUAUUCCCGCUGUGUAAUAAUGCCCUGCCUGUCUUUUUUCCAUCUCAGUAUCUACUAAUUAACAGAAUAUCAACAUUUAUUUCAGGAUAAAAAGAUUAAAACUCAGGUAAGAAUUUUUAGUUCAGCAUUAAAAAAUUUGCAUGAGACUAUGUCAAUGUGCAAACCCCUUUUUAAAUUGUAUCUCUAUAAUCAUUUUGGAACUCUACUUAAAAAUAAAAUAAAUUUUAGUGACAUGGCAAGGAAAAAAACUGUAAAAAUACAGAACUAAUUAUUAUCAUUGACCAAUUGAUCAAUUUAUUUUUUGGAAAACCUUUUAUAAUUUUAAAAAAUUUUAGUUGAUUUUUUUUUUUUUUUUCAAAUAAUAAUUUUCAGUUUUUUUUAAAUUGUUUGCUCAAGCUUUCUGAAUAUUUUGUUUGCAUUUUGCCAUUCACUAUUGUACAGCUUUUCUCUAAGCAUCUGAGUUGAUUAGUUCUUUCCUGCAUUUGACAACACCAUUUAAAUUAGUUGUAUUUUUUCUAAGAAAAAUUGACAACCUUGAUGUAGAUCUCAAGUGUACCGGUAACUUUAUAAUAACUUUAUGUUUGCAGUGCUUAGAGAGCUUACUAGAAAUACAAAACAAAAUAGGAGCCUCCCUGUCUGGAAAAAAAAAGGCUGCAGCUUUAUAUGAGAAAUGUAAGCUUCACUACUUUUUUUUAAAUAAUGUUUUAUUUAAAAAAAGCCAGAAACCUUCAAUGUUCAACUUUUUAUUUAAAAGUUGUUGUUUUUUUAAAAAUAGUAUUCUAUUACUAAUAACCUUUUUUUUUCACUUGACUUUCUCUAAUUAUAUUUUUUUGUCUGUACAAGUACCAGAGCUGAGGAACUAUCUUGACCAUGCUUAUACUGAUGAGAUGAUGCUAUCUGAAGAUGCACGUAUAGAAACUAUACUUGCGGGUACUGUUAACUUUUUUCCCUGCAAUUUCUUAAUUAGAAGCUAUAUGUAUUAAUAUCUAUGUUUUUACUGAGUUUAUGCUAUAAACUUCCUUGAUAAAUAUUAAAGAUUAAGAAACAGAAAAAUAUAUAUAAUAAUUAAAUUACCCAAAAUGUUGCUGCAAUAACACAAUGCUUUCAUGUUGUACCAAGUUGUUAAAUGGUUGAUGUGGGUAGGGGGGUCUGAGAGAAUAUGUCGAUAUGUUUAUAAAGAAUGUUUUAAUUGUUUCUCAGAGCAAGAAUUCUUGGAAAAGCAAGCAGCACUGUGGCAAAAAUUGUCUGAAAAUCAAGACCAUAUCAAUAGUGAACACAUCCAAGGUACAAAUUUGUCCCAAAAUGUUAAAAACUGAUCAAGUGAAUCUUUUCAUAAAAUUAUAAAUUAGCAAAUAAUUUUAAAUAUAUGUAGGAAAUGGAAAUGAGUAAAACAAAAUAUGGUCAAACCUGAAAAAAGGAACGCAACAAAACAACGAAAGUGUCUGCAGGAAGACUUCAUCAGAGAACAAACAACAGAAAAAAGAAAAUGUAUGCAGGAGGCAGGGGUGCCACUUUUCCGGGUUAUCCCGGAAUUCCGGAUUCGUGAGGCUAAAUAUUUUUCAGUUCCGGAUUCGCGAGUUUUUAUAUUCUCUAUUUCCGGAUUCGCCAGUUCAAUUUAUUCAAAUACAUAUCCCGGAAUUCCGGAUUCGUGAGGCUAAAUAUUUUUCAGUUCCGGAUUCGCGAGUUUUUAUAUUCUCUAUUUCCGGAUUCGCCAGUUCAAUUUAUUCAAAUACGGAUUCUGUCUGUUUUUUUUUUUUUUUAAAGAAUCAACGUGCAACAGAAUUCGCGAAAAACCAGGAAAAUUCCUUGAAAAUGGACGUUAAUCGCCGAUCUCGUCUAUUUUUAGCCUUUCUGUUGACAGAGAGCUAGUGGUUUCCCCUUGCGCAUGCGCUUUACACUACGCGUUUCGAGUACCGUACUACUUCGAUAGACCAGAAAUAUUUAUUUUCUGUUCACGUCGGCGAUCAAGAGAUAUUUGAAGUGUUUGGGUAAGCAAAGUGUAAAAUUUAGUAAAUAUCUUUUUAAUUUAGUUUUUAAUUGUUGGGUAACCAUUAUCAUAAAAAGAAACUACUUGUCCGAGCGCUGUCUAACAAGACUAAGCUUAGCGUACUUUGUUAUGUAGCUUUACCGUAUGCAGGCGACUUGUAUUUUUUUUUAUUAGAAGAGCUAGGCGGCGUUUAACUUUUUUAAAAAGACUUCUUAAGUUCACUUUUUACUUAAUUACGGAGUAAGCCUUCUCAUUUUAAAUAUAAAUAGGCUAAUAUGAUUAAGUUAUUUUUAUCCGUUCUGUAGAGAGCCUGACAUAACUGUAUUUAGUUAGUUUUUAUUUAUUAGUUAUGCACUCCCGUGUUCUGACUCUGGUUAUACUUUACGGUAAUUUGUAAUUCUACUAUUACUAGUAUUCAUAAUGCUCUGUAUUACCGUAGCAGUAGUGCCGUAGUUAAAUACUGGUAUAAUAUAGUCGAUAUUAUUAUUAUGUAUGCCUUACUAUUAUAAACUAUAAAUCUAAUGAGAUAAUAUAUUUUAUUUUGUUUCACUAUUAAGGAUCUAGGCUCAAUAAAAAUAUGUAAUGCCCAACAGUUAACAGUUCCUUUAACUUUAAAGAACUGAUGGUCAUUACAGUUACAGUACAGUACAGCAAUUACCAAUCAUGAUUGAAUAAGCCAUCAAUGAAUACUAUGCUGGAAAUAUUGAUAUCAUGUAUUCAAGGGGAAAAUGUCUGAGUCAAUCAUCUUUAUCACCCAUCUUAGGUGUCCACUUUUGUAACUUCUCAGGGAGAUAGUAUAGACACUAAAGUGUGUUGAUUCAAACUAUCCAUUUUCAUCAUAAAGAAGACAACAUUAACUCCAUAUAUGAAAAGAUACUUUCCACUUGUGGUAGCUAUACUUUUGUUCUAAAAUGCCCAGAUAACUCAUUGCAAAAGUUGACUUUUCAAGUCUAAGUAAAUUGAAAAAUUGCUAUUGCUGUAAAUUUAAUAAAUACUAAUAAAUGUUUACAUGUAUACACCUUAAUUGCUUAAUUUUGUUCAUUUGUGAUGUAUCUCAAUGUUUUAUUUGAUAAUUUCAAGCUUGUUUUUAUAUUAAUCAACAAAACGCCGCAUUGCGAUAAUCAGGAAUUUUGAGUUUCAUUAAGUUUCAGGGAUUGAAAAAUUUGUAAAUGAAGUUUCAGGUUUCAAGAAAUUUGUAGAAAGGGAUUUCAGGGUUCACAGCUUUCAGUGAGUGGCACCCCUGGCAGGAGGCAUCUCCCCUUAUUAACAUUAAAUAUAUAUAGCAAAGUUUUGUAAUUUAUUUAGCUGAUAUUUAAUUAUGUCCUGCGCUUAAAAAAUAAAAUUUAAAGUUAAUAAAAUAAUGUAUGUUUUUUCAGCUGUCCCUAAAUUUGCUGAUAGAUUACAGACUUUAAGCCAAAUUCAAAUUGAGCAGCAGGUAAGAGAUCAGAUAAUUUUUUUAAAUUUGAAACUCUAACUUUAACCCAUUUUUAUGAAUUUUUGUGUGUUUAAAAUGAAUUUGAAUUUUUGUGUAUUUAAAAUGAAUAAACUACCAAAUUAAAAAACAUACUUCAACUAGAUUAAAUUUUGUUUCUAAUUUCUUUCCUGAUAUGUAUAUAGGCACUUUACUUGUUAACUUAAAUAUAUAUUUAAAAAUAAAAUGAGUACAAAGAAUAAAUAACAUGAAAACAAUAGAUGCUCCCCAACAUUACAUUAAACCAGAUAAAUGCAUUUGACUUAGUCACACAGUGUGGGCUUUUUAAGUUACCUUAUUUUUCCAAAGUCCAGUGUAAAUAAUUAAAAUUUUUGCCAAGUACAAAUUUAGUUGUUGCUAAUCUGUUAUUUAGAAAUGUGAUAAAAUGUGUCAAUGAGACAAUUUAACCCUUUCAUUACGGCUGGUUUUGUCAUGGAUUAUUGCUGACUCAGCAAUAAAAAAAACUUCAAGAAGAAACUUCCGGUAUUUUUCAUUCUCUAUCCGAUUCGCUUAUUAACUUCUCUAUAGAUUGACUAAUAAAAAAAUAUAUAGCAUUGAAAUAUGACGUCGGCGUGACGUCCUUAGUAUUUCAGAAAAGUUCUUUGCUUCUUUGUUAUGACGACAUUGUGACAUCCUUGGUAUUUGAAAGUGGGUGAUCGUGCCGUCGCGUCAAUGUCAUCGUUAACCAAAAGGUUAAUGUGGAUUUUAUUACUGUCGGUAACUCAGCAAUGAAUUACAUGACAUCCUGUUCAGUGAUUUUCUUAUAGUCGUGAGUUUCAUCAUUAAUUGCCUGAUAUGGUUAUGUCUACUUAUGUUUUGAAGUGUAUUUGUAUAAUUAUAUAUAAAAAACGUUUAAUUGAAUCAUUACAUUUAAUUAUUUAUUUCAUUGUUCUAUUUAUUUUCAAACUUUCAACAGGAUGAAGUGGCCCAAAUAACAGAUGAAACUCGGAAAUUGUUGAGUGCCUAUAAUGAUGUUGUAUCCUUUAAGAAUUUAAUUUAACUAAUUAUAAUAAAUAAUAAUCAAAUGAAACUCGGAAAUUGUUGAGUGCCCUAUAAUGAAGUUGAAUCCUUUAAGAAUUUAAUUUAACCAAUUAUAAUAAAUUGUAAAAAUCUUAUUAUUUUCUUAAUAAACCCCAAAAUAAUAUAUGUUGGAAGUUAAACAAUUCAAAAUAUUAUUAUAAAAUUGUUUUUUAAUCAAAACAAUUAAUUUAAAAUUCUUGUUAUCCUUAAAUAUCCUAGGUAACUCUUCUUUCCAAACAGUUUGUUCUCUGGGAUGAAACUUUAACUGAACUGGAAAUUCAAGCCCAGGCCAAGAAAUGAAUCAAUCUGAACAAUUUCUUUAGUAAUCAUUUAUUUUAAGAGGAAUGGUAUAAAAUCUAAUUUCACACUUUAACUUCAAGUCCAUUGAUAAAUUAUUUGAUGUAAAAACAAUAUUAAAGGUGCAAUUUUACUAGGGGUUUUAUCUGCAUUAAUCGCUACUUGACAUUUCAUUGUUUUCCUACUUUUUUUCGUAACUUGUUUCAGUUAUCUCAAGUUGUGGUAUAUUGCACCCAAUGGACUAAAAAAAAAAGCUGCAAUUUUAGAAUAUUUUAAAACAUUAAUUUUAAUUUCCCUAAAUUCAUUAGUGUUAUUCUGAACAUUUUGCAUUUUAACUCUCUGGUUACAACUGACCUACUAGAAUCUGAGACUUAGAAGUUGAUGUUUGACAACUGAAUCCUUGAAUUAUGCUUAGAUCAUCGUUAGCCCUUAAGAUCUCAAAGAUGUUACCCAAAAAUUGUUUCACAGCUUUGUGGUAAAAAGCUAUAUUCUUAAUUAUAUAAUUUGUUAGAUUUGCAAAACAAUUAAGAAAAUUAUGUGCAGCAAAAGUAAAUCUUUAAAGUUAUGUAGUUUAUCUUUAAUUUAUAAGAAUUCCUUUGUAUAAUUUAAAUAUGUUCUUAUCUAUGUGCAAUACAUUUAGCUGAAAUAAAGAGGUUAUGGAAAUAAUCUAGUUGACUUUCUGGAUGAAAAAUAAGCUUUGCCUUAUGAUGUUUUGUGAUCAUAAUUUUAUUUUUUUACUUAAAUUCUCUGCAAUAAUUUAAAAAUAAUCAUGCAUGGGGACUUAAUUCAACCAUCCACCUCUUAAUCACCAUCAUUUAUUGUGAGUUCAAAACUAAUUUAUAAUUGAUCAUUAAAAAAUUUUAAUUGAUGUGUUUUGACAGUGGAAAAAGAAAAUUACACAUUUUGUGUGAAUUUUUUUUUUUAACUCCUUACACUAGAUUUUACAAAAACCAUAAGAUCAGUUUGAAAAAAUUGUAAUUUUGCAAGCACUUUAUUUGUCUUUGUUUCCAUAUAAAAUUAACAGACAUAAAUAAAUAACAUUUGAAUCAUCUUGGAAAAAGAUGAAACAUUUUUUAUAGGAUACAAAACAGCUUUGUGAUUUUUCAAGUGUUAUUUCUUUUUCUAAUAAUCCUUAGAAAUGAUUUGAUUGAAACAAUAACACAGAGAUAUAUCUUUUAUUUUACAAUUAAGUAUACAUGUUUCCCAUCAUUAAUUAGGGGUCUGUUUUUAUAACAUAAUU